Messenger RNA from Heterotrigona itama, 3727 nucleotides. Lineage: Eukaryota; Metazoa; Arthropoda; Insecta; Hymenoptera; Apidae. The record is from the annotation of a GenBank genome assembly.
AAAUAAUGUAACUUUCUCGCAUUUAAAGUCAAUUUCUAAUAUAUUAAAGCGUUAAAUAAUUAAUUGAAAAUAAAAAAUGAAAAAUAAAAAUAAAAAAGCAUUGAAUGUUAAAUAAAUAAAACUUGUAUUUGUUAAUAAAUAAAAUCUGCCGACAAUUUUCGAUAAUGCGGACGAUUUGUCGUGGUAAUGCGGACGCGUCGUAACGCGUGCACCAAGAAAGCCGCCACUGAACGUCGUGCUAAAAAACUCAUUGAAAUAUUAAGUUGUACGUUUGAAUAUAAAAAUGGAAACAAUGUCUAACCCUUAUCCAAAAAAAAUGCACGAUACUUAUGAGGAUGAGGAAGAGAGAAAACAUUUUCAACGUAUUGUCUCGGCUUUCAAAUAUUACAAAAAUCAUUCAUUAUUAAGGGUUAAGAAAACAGAAUCCUAUUUGCUAUCACUUCCAGCUCAUCAUCAGAAACUGUUAUCGAAGUAUAAAGAACAUCUACAAGAAGUUAAAAGGUGUAUUGAAAAUAAUGAUGAGAUAAUCAAACUUAUCAUAAAAGAUGUAGCACAUAUUUUUGAAAAUGUGAGCCCAGCUACUGCACAGACUGACAGUGUAAGAAAAGUUCACCUGACAUUAAAUCCUCGUCCAGUAAUGGCUGAUCAAGAAAAGGUCCAAGCUACAAUUAAACAACUGGUUCGUGAUUGGAGUGUGGAAGGUGCUGAAGAACGAAUGGCUUGUUAUCAACCUGUUAUAGAUGAAAUUAUGAAUCAAUUCCCUUACCUGGAGCAGGUUUAGGAAGAUUAGCUUAUGAAAUUGCGAGACGUGGAUAUACUUGCCAAGGAAAUGAAUUUUCCCUUUUCAUGCUAUUUGCAUCUCAUUUUGUAUUAAAUAAAUGUAGGGGAGUAAAUUCAUACCAAGUACAUCCGUGGGUACAUCAGUAUAUGAAUAAUUUAAAACCUGAACAUCAAACUCAAGCUGUGUUCUUCCCAGAUGUAAACCCUAGUGAUCUUCCAGAAAAUGCACAGUUCUCUAUGGCGGCUGGAGAUUUUCUGGAGGUGUAUACAGAAGACAAUCACUGGGAUUGCAUUGCCACGUGUUUUUUCAUAGAUUGUGCAAAUAAUAUUGUACAAUUUAUUGAGACUAUCUACAAAAUUUUAAAACCUGGAGGUAUAUGGAUAAACCUUGGACCACUAUUAUAUCAUUUUAGUGAUAUGCCAAUGGAAGAUUCGAUAGAACCAAGUUAUGAUGUAGUUCGUGAUGUGAUUCAAGGUUUUGGAUUUCAAUUAGAGAAGGAGGAAACGCGUGUAAAAACACGAUAUGCACAAAACAUUAAUAGUAUGUUGCAAUGUGAAUAUAACAGCGUAUAUUUCGUUUGUCGAAAACCUAAAAGACACAUAGAUAAUAAUAUAAAUCAUAGAAAUGGUACUGAAAGUAAUGGUAUGCAAGAACAAGAAAACUCAUCAAAUUGAUGACUUCCUGUAUUUCACUUGUAAGAAAAAUUGAUAUAAUUGUAAAUGCGUUACAUAAUAGGUUCAUUACUACAAAAACAAAGCUGUUAUACUUUAUGAAUCAAGUCAAUAUUAGGUAAUUUGAAUCUAAAAAAAAUAAAAAAAAUCUUUAAAUAUUGUUAAAAGUUAAGCUAAUAUUUUUUUAUCUAGGAUUUUAUUUCACUAUAUGUAACUACUAAAUAUUAACAGCUCUGUUGUUAACAUAAUGGAUAAUAAAAAUUGCGCAGUUAUUUUUUUAAAUACCGACAAAAAUUGAUUCAAGUUCAAAAUGAUUCUUUAACAAUUUUGCAAUUUUUCUUUUUCUUUCAGUUUUGAUAUUUGUAAUUUAGUAUAUUAUUAAUGUUUAUUGUUUAAAAUAUUUAUCAUAUACCGUGAUGAUACAAAAUAAAAGAAGCUUGAUUUGGUUGCAUAUAUAUACUAUGCAAUAUUCUUUUUUAACUGGUUUGAAGACAAAUUUUAUUUUAAUUAUUAAAUUUAUCUUACAAACCAAUGUUGCCUUGUAUAAUUUUGUGAGUUACAUUAAUAUGAUAAAAAGUGCAAUUCUAUAAUUUGGGUGUUUCUUAUUAUAGUGUUCAUUAUUUCUUCUAUUUCUUGAAAGAUAUAUUCAAGUCACACAAAUAUCAUUUGCUUCAAAAUUGUUUAUAUUAACAAAAUGAGUAGUUAAUAACAUUUGAAAUUCAAAUAUGCAGGCUACAAUUAUUAUAAAGUGAGCCUAAUGAUGUAAUUUUUUUAUUAAAAAUACGUUUUUGAAAAUUUGAUCAAUAAAUUUUUGUCUUAUAUAAAAUAAUUUUAUUUCAAAAUAUCUUUAGUACAAAAAUAUGUUAAUUAAUGAUAAAAUACGCUAAUAUUUUGCCUAUUUAUAAACUUUUAUUAAGAUAUUGUACAAAUAAUGAUGCAAUUUGAUUAAUUUCAAUUUGUUGCAUUUUACUAUAAGUUAAAAAUUGUCUUCGUAACCUCAUGAGCUGUGCUGCAGUACAUGAGUUUUGUACUGUUAAAUUACAACCUGGUAUUUUAAAUUCAUUUUUAAUACCCAAUUGCUUAGCUGAUAAUAUCGCCUUCAUCAAAAAAAAAGAUAUAGUAAAUGAAAAUGUGUUAUAAUCUGUUAUAAUAAUGUUUAUGUUGUUUAAUCUCAUAUUAUUUACUACAAAUUUUAUUAUACUUGGUUAUUAAGUGAAAAUUUUUGAAUAACUUACGUUAAUUAUUUCUUGAGUUAUUGUAUCCAAUUCAUAUAAAUAAUUAGUCGAUGAUAAUGGUGGCUGAAAUAUGAUAUAAUUAAUCAAAUUGAUAAUUUAAUUUAAUUAUCUUAAUUUAAUUCAAUUCAUGCACCAAUACUAACACACUGUGUACUUAAAUUUGGUUUUGGUGCUUUUACUUCAUACAACAAUUUAUAAAUUUCAUCGAAUUUUAAUUCAUCCUCUGCUGAUAUGGCAAAUAAUGGUACGUCCCAACGAUUUUUGCUGUCUGGUAUUUCAUACCUCAUUACAAGUGCAUCAAAAAUUUCUCUAUUAUAUUUUUCAUACUCUGAUCUUCUUUUAUUCCACAACCAAGCAUGUUCAAUCGGUAUAUCACAGAAUAUUGUACACUGUGCAGUUUUAUAUAAUUUUGUUAUGCAAUAAAUUUCAUAGCGAUAUCCUUUAAUAUAAUUACUACCAUCAAUAAUUAAUAUAUCAUUUGUAUUUAACAUUCGUUGAGCCAUUGACUUUAUGUCACUUCUCACACUCUUUUCGCUUUUAGAAUCUACAAAAAAUUUAUUUUUAUCAAAACCUCUUUUAGUCACAACAUCAAUUUCAUUUAUAACUUCUACAUUUUUUCCUUUAUUUACAAAAUAUUCUUUUAAUUCGGAAGUGCGUGUUGUUUUACCACUGCAUGGUAUACCGGUAAUAAUAAUAAGUGGCAUUGUAAAACUUCUUUUUUAAUAUAAAUCGAUAUUUUAGUAUUUCUAAUGAUAUUUCUAAAUACAGUCUUGCGAUACAUUUACAUGUGUAAUAAAAUAAAACAAAAUUGUAAUAAUAUAUACGAAUUUGUAAUGAAAUUAUAUAAAAACAUACAACAAAAAUAGAAAAACAUAUAAUAUUACGCAAAUAUUAUAAACAUAUAAUAAACAUGUAUAUAGUUAGUAUUCACAGAUUAACAGAUUUAAUAUUAUGCUACUGCGUGAACUUGUCUUUAAUAUAAUCGCGUGAAUUUAGCUUCGAUAGAUCUGAAUAAAUCAGGCGCGAAAUUUGAAUUAGCC